Fulmarus glacialis (Northern fulmar) is the source of this 693-nucleotide messenger RNA. RefSeq names its product GPN-loop GTPase 1 (gene GPN1). The annotation marks the transcript as partial. The record is from RefSeq and is a predicted model, not a curated record. Gene Ontology annotation, molecular function: GTPase activity. Lineage: Eukaryota; Metazoa; Chordata; Aves; Procellariiformes; Procellariidae. The transcript has 9 exons.
CAUCUAGAUAUGGGCUGGGCCCAAAUGGUGGAAUAGUGACCUCUCUCAAUCUCUUCGCUACAAGAUUUGAUCAGGUGAUGAAGUUUAUUGAAAAGAGACAAAAUGCAUCCAAGUAUGUUAUUAUUGACACACCAGGGCAAAUUGAGGUAUUCACCUGGUCAGCAUCAGGAACCAUCAUAACUGAGGCCCUGGCUUCCUCUUUUCCUUCAGUUGUUGUUUAUGUGAUGGACACCUCUCGCAGUGCUAACCCUAUCACGUUUAUGUCCAACAUGCUGUAUGCCUGCAGUAUCCUCUACAAGACAAAGCUACCUUUCAUUGUUGUCAUGAACAAAACUGACAUAAUUGACCACAGUUUUGCAGUAGAAUGGAUGCAGGACUUUGAGACUUUUCAGGAUGCCCUGAAUCAAGAGACAUCCUAUGUCAGUAACCUGACUCGUUCUAUGAGUUUAGUGUUGGAUGAAUUUUACAGUUCACUGAAGGUAGUUGGUGUUUCUGCUGUGCUUGGCACAGGACUGGAUGAUUUUUUUGUUCAGCUUUCUAAAGCUGUAGACGAAUAUGAGAGAGAAUAUCGUCCAGAAUAUGAGCGCCUGAGAAAAACACUGGAGAAAGCUCAAAACAAACAAAAGAGAGAGCAGCUGGAACACUUGUGGAAGGACAUGGGCAGCGUGUGUGUCCAGGGCCACACACUUGCAG